GGCGUGCGCAGUCUCCAGUGCGGGACUCGAACCCAUGACAGAAGUGGAGUUGAAUGCGGAUGUCUUCCACGGCGCAGUGACACUGAUAAGGAACUGGAGUCUCGGGAUGUGCUCGUUUUAAGUCAGACGAGCUUCUGCAAAAUUCACCCUACGGACGACGAUUUCAUCGCGAAACUGGCGUGAAUAUUUUCGCGUGUGGAGAACGCCUUCCUCCCAAAACAUAUUGAGAGAAGAAUUCUGACUGACUGCAGGAACAUGGGAAGUACAGUGAUGGACUCCAAGAAAAAGGACUGUACAAAGAAAUCCUCAAAGAAAAAGCGAUCUCUGCGCCUAAACAUGCCAGAUUUGAGCACAUUCACAUCCUCUCUUAUGGAUGGAGAGACGGACAGAGCAGAUAAAGAUGAAAUGCGCAAGGGUGACAGAAGUGAGUCAGCUAGCCCAUGUUUGAAGCCUCCUGCCAGUCAACCCUGUACCCCAUCUUCAGCCUCCGUAUGUCCCAGGACCAGUCCAGGCACUCCUAAAACCAUCUUCCCACGUCCACUAUCAUCUCACCAGGACUCACCUCCUAAAUCUCCCCGCCGUCUCAGUUUCAGUGGUAUCUUCCGCUCCUCGUCCAGCUCAGCCCCUGCCAGCAUCAAGCUCUUCUCCAAAUCUAGAAAAGGCUCUGGGCUUUCCACUCCCCCCACCACCCCGACACAGAGUCCCAUUCCACCGGUCUUCCCUAUGGAGACCCCCAGUCCUGUGGAGCGGGUGGAGGAACGACGCUCCCGCUCUCUCUCAUCUCCCCCUGACACAGGCCAGCGCUUCAGCCUGAGCCCCUCCACCACCAAACCCCCUAUCGCCUCGUACACCUUUUACUCUACCUCACGCCAGAGCUGCGUACUUGCUGAAGGCAUGCUGGAAAAACUUGAACUUGAUAAUGAAGCUCAUUGUGUUAAGAAAGCUUUCUUUGCCUUGGUUGCUAAUGGAGUUCGAGCUGCGCCAUUGUGGGAAACCAAAAACCAAAGCUUUGUGGGAAUGUUAACCAUCACAGACUUCAUCAUCAUACUGCACAGAUACUACAAAUCACCACUGGUGCAAAUAUACGAGCUGGAGGAGCAUAAAAUUGAGACUUGGAGAGAACUGUACUUGCAAGAAACUUUUAAACCCUUAGUCAACAUAUCUCCAGAUGCAAGUAUAUUUGAUGCUGUAUACUCACUCAUCAAAAAUAAGAUCCAUCGUUUGCCAGUGAUCGAUCCAGUCACAGGAAACGCUCUGUAUAUCCUCACACACAAGAGGAUCCUCAAGUUUCUGCAGCUCUUUGUGUGCGAGAUGCCUAAACCAGCCUUCAUGAGGCAGACUCUGGAGGAGCUGGGCAUUGGCACAUACUGCAACAUCGCUUUCAUUCACCCAGAUACACCCAUUAUUAAAGCACUGGGCAUGUUUGUGGAGAGGAGAGUGUCUGCCCUGCCGGUGGUGGAUGUUACAGGAAAGGUUGUGGACAUUUACUCCAAAUUUGAUGUCAUUAACCUGGCUGCUGAGAAGACCUACAAUAAUCUGGACAUCACCGUGACUCAGGCGCUGCUGCAUCGCUCACAGUACUUUGAGGGCGUUAUGAAGUGUUAUCGACACGAGACCGUGGAGACUAUAGUGGACAGGAUCGUCAAAGCUGAGGUGCACAGGCUGGUAGUGGUGGAUGAUAACUCCAGCAUCGAGGGCAUCAUCUCUCUCUCGGACAUCCUGCAGGCGCUGGUUCUCACCCCCGCAGGAGGACGCAGAAGGGACAGUGUGACUGAAUGACACGACAAUAUUUUGGAGGUGAAAGAAAUUCAAACCAAAAAGGUCCAGCCGGCAUUCCUUACAGAGAAGAGGACAGCUGGAAACUUUUUAUAUCCUCAUUUAAUGGCAGGAAAUUGUGCCCGGCUGAAUGAAACUGUUUGAAUCUGCAGCUGAAGGAACAGACAUGCGAUCAUAAUGCACACAUUGUUGGACAUGUUUAUGGUGGGCCGAUCAUGAGAAUCUGCCGCUGUACUGUACACUGCUUUAGAUGCUGGGCAUGUUUGCCUGGUGCUGCUGCUGGUUAUAGAGGUGCUCACUGACAGCGCUAAAUCAGGCAUGUCUUCUAGCUGGGUCUGCGUUAUAUCAUCAGGCGCUGUAGUCCACUCUUGGCUGAAGUGGAAAUUUGCCUUAAAUGAAGACCUCGGAGAGAGCUGAUUGUAAAGGUUAGCAGAGACCCAUAGAUGUGCAUGUAGUGCAAAAGCAGGUUCUGGAUUCUUAAGCAAUAAGUUGCCGUUGGUUCAAAGGACCUGCUAGACUCUGUAGACAUCUGGCCAUUUUUUUCUCUCCCACUCUCUUGAAAAUGCUUUCAGGUUGCAUUUCAUCCCAAAAUGAAAAGUGAAAAAUAUAAACGGAAAAUUAAGCAUAAAGAAAAAAAAAAAAAAGUGACAUUAUUUUCUUGAGGAGAUAAGCAUAUUUCCCCUGUAGGUUUUAUUAUUGUAAUACAAAACUUAUUUAUUAUUAUUAUUAUUUA
Messenger RNA from Sinocyclocheilus rhinocerous, 2509 nucleotides. RefSeq names its product 5'-AMP-activated protein kinase subunit gamma-2-like. Gene Ontology annotation, cellular component: nucleotide-activated protein kinase complex; nucleus; cytoplasm. NCBI's taxonomy places the organism in Eukaryota, Metazoa, Chordata, Actinopteri, Cypriniformes, Cyprinidae. The coding region runs from base 256 to 1779 and encodes 507 amino acids. The transcript has 16 exons. The record is from RefSeq and is a predicted model, not a curated record. Gene Ontology annotation, biological process: protein phosphorylation; regulation of catalytic activity. Gene Ontology annotation, molecular function: AMP binding; protein kinase binding; protein kinase regulator activity.